UGAAAACCCUGCGGCUGCGAAUCAUCUCUGCUUUCCCUAAUUAAUCAAGCAACGCACAUAUGAUGAUGAUGAUGGCCAACGAAUUGCCUGAAGACUUGGUAACGCAGAUUCUGCUAUGGCUUCCGGUCGUCUCUCUCUUGCGAUUCAAGUGCGUCUGCAAAUCCUGGUACGCUCUCAUCACACACCAAAACUUCUUAAGAAAACACCUCCUACACAACAAGAACAGCAACACCCACCUUCUCCUUAAAACGUUCAACGAAACAAUGGAAGAUUAUUUUGUAUCCACGAUUUCUUAUGAAGAACUCCAAAUAUCCCUUACACAACCUCUACCUCCUCCGUUUUUUGGGAACGGCGAGAAGUUUUGUAUUUCUGUGGUGGGUUCUUGCAAUGGUCUCGUUUGUCUCCACGCUUACGAUACAUUGAAUGUUGUUAUAUGGAAUCCUACAACUAGAGAAACAAAGGUUGUCCCCGAAUCAAACCUGCCCAUCUUCGCUCCCGCUGGCUAUUGCACCCGUAUUCAAGGUAUGGGAUUUGGUUUUGAUGCCAAAACUAAUGACUACAAGAUAAUCAGCUUUGUUAGUAUGUAUGAACCCAAUUUCGACGACUAUUUUAUUAAAGACGUUAAAGAAAUCAUAUACCAAAAAGAGGUAUACAGCUUAAGCACCGAUUCUUGGAGAAAAGUUGAUGGACCCCAGUGUUUUAUUCCGGACUUUAGCUCGAUGACGUACACCACCGGGAUGGGUUCUUGGCUGGCAUAUGUUGAAGACCCGAAGUUAUUUGUUUUGUCAUUUGACAUGAGCGAUGAGGUAUUCCUAGAAACACCACUUCCAGAUAAUGUUAAUGGGCAAGAGCUUUUCGUGUUGAAUGAAUCGAUUGCCAUGGUUGCUUUCAUGCCGGUUGAUGAAAAAUGGAGGGAGAUCCGAUAUGAUAUAUGGUUGUUGCUUAAAGUUGGUGUUAAGGACUCCUGGAAUAGGCUUUUUACUAUUAGACCAUCUUUUGCAAAAAUUCACCAACCAUUAGGAUUUUGGAAGAAUGACACCAUGUUCUGGAAUAAAAUUGAUAACGGACAACUGUUCUUGUAUGACCUCUCUACCAAACAAAUGACUGGUCUCCAAAUUCAUGGGCACAGUAACUCGAUGCAGUUGGUUACUUACAUGGAGACCCUAAUUUCUGUCAAGGGAGGAAAUGAAUCUAAAGAAUAGGACAAUAUAUCGUUGACAAGGCUUGACGGCCCAUCUUUCUAUAUCUGUUCCAAUUGUGUUUCAAGGCAGCAUAUAUGCGCUGAGAUAAUAUAUUAUGCUUAUUCUUGUCAAAGAUGUCUUUCUCAAAUAUUUAUACACUUACAUUUAACCCAUAUUUUUUUUGGAGCAA
Messenger RNA from Corylus avellana, 1371 nucleotides. The record is from RefSeq and is a predicted model, not a curated record. Lineage: Eukaryota; Viridiplantae; Streptophyta; Magnoliopsida; Fagales; Betulaceae.